Messenger RNA from Aedes albopictus (Asian tiger mosquito), 1038 nucleotides. RefSeq names its product proteasome subunit alpha type-4. The record is from RefSeq and is a predicted model, not a curated record. The transcript has 5 exons. NCBI's taxonomy places the organism in Eukaryota, Metazoa, Arthropoda, Insecta, Diptera, Culicidae. The coding region runs from base 157 to 942 and encodes 261 amino acids. Gene Ontology annotation, cellular component: nucleus; proteasome core complex, alpha-subunit complex; cytosol. Gene Ontology annotation, biological process: proteasomal protein catabolic process; ubiquitin-dependent protein catabolic process.
AAACAUAGAAUCCAUGCGAUGAGUUUUGGUUUUGGCAGUCGGCAGACAGUGACUGUUUAUAUUUCUCGGCUGUUCAGGUUUUAAAAGAAACUGUAGAAAAACUCGGUGAAUUUCCACUUUAUCCUACGCUGUGAUAUAAUUAGCUGAUUUUGCAAGAUGGCCCGUCGGUAUGAUUCCAGAACGACUAUCUUCUCGCCAGAAGGACGUUUGUACCAGGUCGAGUAUGCCAUGGAGGCCAUUUCCCACGCCGGUACUUCGUUGGGAAUUUUGGCGAAAGACGGCAUCCUGCUAGCUGCCGAAAGGCGGAACACCAACAAGCUGCUCGACAGUGUUAUCUUCUCGGAGAAAAUCUACAAGUUGAACGAUGAUAUGGUCUGCUCUGUAGCCGGAAUCACUUCCGAUGCCAACGUGCUGACGAACUUACUUCGAGUGAUUGCGCAGCGCUAUCAGUUGAACUAUGGAGAAGCCAUGCCCUGCGAGCAGCUGGUCUCGCAUUUGUGCGAUGUGAAACAGGCUUACACGCAAUACGGAGGCAAGCGACCUUUCGGUGUUUCCAUUCUCUACAUGGGAUGGGACAAACAUUACGGCUACCAGUUGUACCAGUCUGACCCCAGCGGUAACUACGGCGGAUGGAAAGCCACCUGCAUUGGUAACAAUUCAGCGGCGGCAGUAUCUGCUUUGAAACAGGAGCUAGGAGACAGUGAAAUUUCCUUGGUUCAAGCGCAAGAUCUUGCGGUCAAGGUCCUAUCAAAAACUCUGGACAUGACCAAAUUAACAUCGGAGAAGAUCGAAAUGGCAGUUCUAACCCGAGAGAAUAACAAGACCGUUAUCAAAAUUCUGUCCAGCACGGAAGUCGAUGCUCUCAUUGCUAAGUAUGAAAAGGCGGAAGCCGAAGCGGAAGCCGCCAAGAAAGAAAAGUUGGCCCAGAAGUCCGAUAAGUAAAAAACAUGGGAAAAAGUAAGUUACAUUCAAAUUUCUUUUCAUUUAACAUUCGUUUCGAUAUCUGUGAAUUGUAUCAAUACAUUGAUCUGUAAACCA